ACCGCACGCAAAAUUAUUGUUUAAAGAACAGAUAUCUUUAUCUGAAUUAUGAUAAUUAGACGUUUUCGUCAUAGUGUAGUAAAAUGAAUCAGUUUUACGAGUAUUUGAUUCAUUUUAGUGCAGUUCUUUAUACGUUUUAUAUUUUAAACUAUGAAGACAUAAAGAUAUUCAAUUAUCUUUGAAAUCUACACAAUACAGGAAACAAUAUAUAAAGGUGUUGAAACUAUGGAAUAGUAUUUAGUUAUACAAUUACUUAGAAGAUGGACUCAAUGAUUGAUGCAGUUCAGAAAAUGAAAAGGCAACAGACAGCUGUAUGGCAACGUCUGAAUUCAGUUACCUUAGUUGAGAAUUCAAAGCAAACCAUCAAACGACUCGAAAAUCUUGAAGAACAUGUACAAAAGUUAGACACGCAGUGUGAUACCAAUUCUAUCAAAUUGGCCGAUAUUAAUCUUCUAGUCCAUUCUUUGUUAGAAAUGGUAAAUAAGAUUGCUGUUGCAGUAGAAAACCUUCAAAAUAACAGAACCUUAGAAACAAAUAGCGAUACAGCAAAUAAAAGGGAUAAUCAAACUAAUAAUCAUGCUUCAAAUACUCCACUACAAAACAUCAAGAUAUCACCAACGAAAGGUUUUAUAUCUGACUCUAAGGACAACGAUGAAAAACGGAGGGAUUUCAAAUUAGAUCAACGUAUUCAUAAUAAGGAUUCAUCACAUACAAUUAAUCCCGACAAAUAUAAAACAAUGUGGCCAUAUAAAACAGAUUUAUCGAUAGAUGUUUACAACGUUUCAUUAUGCACAGAAGUUUCACAAAGAAGCCAUAAAGAUGACAGUGACUUUAUUCCUGGUUCUGAAGAGCCAUUUCACAGAACUAGCAAUAAUGGUAAAUUUGUAUGUAAUGAAGAAGAAAAUCUAACAGACAAAAACAUAAGUUUCCAGACUACAGACAACAAACAGCUUUCAACAAGCAACAUAAAUAUACAAAAAUCGAUUCACAGGUGCACGAAAGAUAAAUCUGGAUAUAAAAGCACACGUUCAAAUUUACAAAGUGAUAAUCGUCUAAGCUUUCACAAUAGUUUAGAAAGUUUUGAAGGUAACGUUUUUUCUUCCCCCACUUUUCGAGUUCCAGUGGAAUUGUCAUUAGAACCUAACAUUUCGAAAACUGAAACAAAAUACACGGGCAUUUCACUAAAAAGUGAUUCACAUGAAGAAGACGCUGCAGACUAUAUGCAAUUUAUCACUGAAAGUCAAGAGGAUCUACAUCGUUUAAAACAUAGAGCUGACGAUAGUAUAAGAAUUCAAUUAAAUGAAAAAGCAAAUAAACCAAUCAAGGAUAAAUGUAUGCAUGCAAUUAAAAGCUCAGACGUAGCACUGAGCGACGCAAAUAUACCACAAACGAACCAUAGGUGUACAAAAAAUGACUUUGGAUUCAAAACAACGAGAUCAGAGAUGAAGUAUGAUAAUCGUGUAAGAUAUCAUAGUAGCUCAGAAUGUUUUGAAGGUUGUGAAAUUUCUUCUUCAAAAAUUGAAAUUCCAAUGGAAAAUAUACCAGUACCAAAUAUAGAGCAACAACCUUUUAUGGAUGAUGCAAGAUCAAAGGUUACGUCGUGCGAAACAUGGGAAAGUCGACCACAGACUCAAACUGAUCUUCAUGAGGACUCCGGGCUGGAAAGUUACGGCUUUGACGAAAUGAAACCGCCUAGGACAAUAACAGACUGGUUACAACUUCUAAAGCAAAUUCUAACAUUCAAUGCAUACAAACAUAGUUCCUCAAUAAUUAGACGUGGAGGAGGACGCCAUAUUACACUGGUAUUAGAUAUUUCAGAACGGAUGAAAGGACCAAAAUUUGAAACCAUGAAGUCAGCUGCUGUUCAGUAUAUUGAAGGUAUAAGACAAGUUGCCAUGUUGGGAAUGGCCGAUAAUAUUGGUCUUGCGGUGUUUGGUGGACAGAGUCGACUCAUUCUAGAGACAACAAAUGACUACAAAUCAAUAUUGGAGCAUAUAGAUAAACUACAACCAAAUGGAAAUGCACCAAUUAUUGGAGGAUUGUUAAUGGGUCUAGCUGGAGUGUUAUCAGGUCCAGUGGGUCGCAUUGGGGAUAAUGCACUGCAGGGGCACAUGAUAAUUUUUACGGAUGAGACUUCCGGGCUUGUAUUUCCAGAGUUGGAAAUGAAUGUAGGUGUUACCUGUUUAUUUACCAUCGGAAACUUUCGUGGUCGUCCAGAGACCGAUAGCAUACAACAGUAUAUAAGUAGCACUCAAACUAAAGUAUACUAUGUUCCUGUUGGGGAUAGAAAAAACAAUCCUAUUUUGGAAGAAUCAGUAAGACAGACACAUGGUAAAGUCAUACAAACCAGUGAAAUGCAUCGUUUGGUCAGAAUGACUCAAGUUAUCGGAUUGGCUUCACAAAUUGCUUCAGAGAUAAGGUAUUGUCCGCAUGAACAGACAAGGGAAGUCAUCAAACGAAAAAUUAGAAUGGGAUCAAGUCAUGACGAUUCACAUGAUGAUUGCUUGGAUAUGGUUAUGGAUUUUCUGAACCCUUUGAAUAUGGAAAAUGGACAAGGGAAGUUUGUUGAACUAAGCGCAAGAACAUUACAACUCGGUGAUAGGGUUCGUCGUGGACCCGAUUGGUCGUUUGGCGAUCAGGAUCGUAAUCUUCCUGGAACAGUUAUUGGGCAAGACGAGGAAGGUAUUAUAUGGGUAGAAUGGGAUCAUGGCCAAGAAAAUGUAUAUGCGUAUGAUGAACAAAGACACAUUUAUAAGAUUAUGAAAGUAAGCGAACCUAGAAUACUUGUUGAUGAGAUGAUCGCUGUUGGUUGUAAAGUUGUAAGAGGGCACGACUGGAAGUUUGGUGAUACUAAUGGUGGACCAGAUAGUAUAGGAACUGUUUUAGAUGUAAGAAGAGAAGGAAAAGUUGUGGUAAGAUGGGACUGUAAACGCACAGGCCUAUAUAAGAUGGGACAUAAAGGACGGUUCGAAAUUCGAUUAAAAGAUGGCAAUGCCCAAACUAGUCGACAAGCCAGGGAACGAAUUCCAGGACGUCGGCAUGCUAGACGUCGAUCAAUGUCAGACGAGGAAGAUGAAUUUGUACCUGAUGUACCCACUACAUCUACAAAACAUGCCAGCGACUACGUCAUUCCUAUCUAUUCAGAUUCAACAGUAAGCGCUAUUUGGGAGUAUCAAGACUGUUCUGAUUGGAAGAAGUAUCCUGAUGAAAUCAAUGUAAAAAUUGAAAGGGCUUAUCAGAGGAAACAGAGGAAAACCAUUAUCGAAAUCGAUCGUACAACGUAUGAAGUACAUUUUUCUAAAAUGGAACAAGAAAAUCCACAAAACAAAUCGAAAGUAACAGUAAGAAGACGAGACUGAUGGUAAUUGAUGGAAACAUUUUAGUGUUGACAUAAAUCUUUGGGAUAAAGACAAACAAGAACCACUUCAGCUUAAAACUUUCGUGUUUAUCAUGUCUUUCGCAUCCACGUUUUUGU
Mytilus trossulus (common blue mussel) is the source of this 3475-nucleotide messenger RNA. RefSeq lists its product as uncharacterized. Gene Ontology annotation, biological process: protein ubiquitination. The record is from RefSeq and is a predicted model, not a curated record. Gene Ontology annotation, molecular function: metal ion binding; ubiquitin-protein transferase activity. The transcript is spliced from 22 exons. NCBI's taxonomy places the organism in Eukaryota, Metazoa, Mollusca, Bivalvia, Mytilida, Mytilidae. Bases 261 to 3359 code for a protein of 1032 amino acids.